AUGAAUAAUAAUAACGAUUCUAUUUUGAAUAAUAAUUCAACAAUGAUUGAAAAUAGUUUAUUUUUAAUAGUUUUUUCCGUUCUUUUGGUGAUUGUUAUGUUUAUUGGGGUUAUAGGCAAUCUACUUGUUAUUUAUGUUGUUCUUAAUUAUGGUCGAUUAAAAACUGUAACAAAUACAUAUUUAUUACAUUUAGCAUUAUCAGAUUUUAUCUUUUUAAGUGGUAUACCUUUUUUUGCUUCAUCUCUUAUAACUCGUGCAUGGAUAUUUGGUGGUUUUAUAUGUAAAUUAUUUUUUCUUACACAAGGUGUUAAUCAAUAUACAUCAGUUAUUAUUUUGGCUUUAUUAGCAUUUGAUAGAUAUUUAGCUGUUUGCCAUUCAGCUAAAUCUAUAAUAUGGCGUUCACGAGUUGAUCCAAAUUUACUUUUAAUAUUAACAUGGAUACUUUCAUUUAUUUUGAUGUUACCUAUUAUGGCAUUUACAACAAUUCAAACGACUGCUUCAUCAAAAGUUCAUUGUACUAUAAUAUUUCCAUAUUCUGAUUCACGUUUACUCUAUCUCAUAUUUGUUAUAUAUACAUCAACAAUAACAUUUGUUUUACCAUUUGGUUUAAUGAUAUAUUUUUAUAUACAAAUUGUACGUCGUUUAAAACAUAAAGUAUCUCAACAACAUCGUCGUUCACGUACAUCAACACGUACACGAAGAAAAGUAUCUAUUUUAGUAUUAGCUGUUAUAAGUGUACAUAUAUUAUGUUGUUCACCAUAUUGGACAGUUCAAAUACUAACAAUAAGUGAAUUAUUACCACAAACAAGUUCUUUACUUGUACCAAUGUCAAGUAUAACACAAAUUCUUUUAUUUGUUAAUUCAUCAACAAAUCCAAUUUUAUAUGCAUUUCUUAGUGGUAUAUUUCGUUUAAGUUUUAAACAUGUUUUCUAUUGUUGUUUAUCAACAAAUAAUGAUCAAUAUUUACAUUCAAAAAAAGUUAUGAAAAGAAAUUUAGCAUUAUCAACAAAUAAAAAUCAAAUAAAUCAAAUAAAAAAACAAAAAAUACCAAUGAAAACAAUAAUAUUAAAAAAUAAUGCAUGUGAAUCAAAUUUAGCUAAACAAUCAUUAACAAUAUCAUCAAAUCAAAUAAAUAUAAAUUUAAUUAAUGAACGAAAACGAAAUAUAUCAGUGGGACAAAAUAUUUCAGUACUUAGUUCCGAUGCAUCAUUUGUUUCGGAUUUGUAA
Molecule: messenger RNA, 1227 nt
Organism: Rotaria sp. Silwood2
Lineage: Eukaryota; Metazoa; Rotifera; Eurotatoria; Philodinida; Philodinidae
Source: the annotation of a GenBank genome assembly